AUUCAAUGCUAUUUUGUUAAUCAGAAUGAGCGUGGUUUUGUCAUUGCAAAAUGGGUCAUUUGAAAUUCCAGUGCCUUUUCUGCCCUCAACUGCACUCAUGAAAUUUCAAUUUCAAUCAUCAAAUUCAACCUUCAAAUUAAAUUAAAUACAGAAACAUACAGGUGUACAAUGUAUAGUUGUCCAAGCUAUGACAAAAGGUAAUUGUAACUGGAGGAAAACUAAUUCCCAAAUAUAGCUGUGAUUGGCUUCAGCACUCACACAACCCUUGUGAGGAUAAGCAGCUCAGAAAAUGGAUGGAUGUUUUAGACAACUUCUACAUGCUUUAUUGUUAUGUUAUGUUAUCACUAUUAGUGCUGUGUGCGUGAUUCUUGGUGCAGUUGGACAUAUUUAAUUGUUUUGUUUUCUUUCUGUCUGUCUCACUUUGAUUUGAACAAAAUGGAUUUUAGUCUGGGCUUCGAAAAAAAGCUUUUCCAAAACAGUUGUUGUCAGAAAUGGGAUUCCAGGAUUGAUCGUCGAUCCAGAAGCUCUCCGGACCAGUGACUGAUCAUCCGGGACAAGCACGUUAGUCCUGCCCUUACCCAAGCAUUAGAAUGAGGGACUACGCGUCUCCUGUCCUAAGUCGGCCAUCACCUCGGGAUUCCAAACAAACCAGAACAGAGUACUAUGGUUUGCACUGUUUGAUGAUGCUGAUAUAAAUUCCGAUGAAAAUCAAAGCAACCGCCGACAUGGUCACUAUUUCCAUGACAACCCUCAAAACGAUACCCACCCUCGCCAUCAAAUUCUCCAAACUCCUCAACUCAAAGAGGACGAAAAACUCUACAACCACGGCACUCCUGUAACUUUAUCUAGAGCGUCAUCUUCUUCCCUUUCCUCAUCCUCUACUGUCUCCUCAUCAUCCUGGUUUACUGAGGCGAGUGUAAACGAUCCUUUCUCUCUCCGUUACGCCGACCGUCCACAGCAUUCUUUCUCCUGCUCCAAUAUUGCGGAUGUACGCAGUGCUUUUCGGGAAGAUGACAACAGUGAGCCUGUUGUCUUUGCCACCGUUAUGCAUGGUGACAAUGGCAGUGCUGUUGGUGGUCCCGCACAUGGCAGCACAAAACAAAGCCAGAGGGGUGUUUUUUCAUCCCUGGACCGAAAUCACAGCAGAAGUGAGGAGGGUCUCUUGAAGAGUAGUGAAGGCCAAGAUGGCAAUAAACAAUCCAAGGCACCAAAUAGUGGGAAUCUGUACAAAACCUCUAGUUUGAAUCGAAGCCUAACUUUCAGUGAUGAAGACCUUUUGUUAGGAAACUCUAGGGGACCAAAGAGAGCAGUGUCAUCCAGCCAGCUUCCCAGCAAAGGAAUCCUGAAGAAAAAGGACCCUCAAGCUGACAUACGCAAAGCUAAAUCGAUGGAGGUAAUAUCACCAAGAGUUGCCAAACGACAGGAUCCCAGUGCCGGUGGCCAGAAGGGGAAAGGAAUCGACCACGGUGAGAUGGACCGAGUUAAGGCAAAUUUCCUACAGGGAAAGUUACAGUUCUCAGCUUUCCUGGAUGAGAUAACAAAACAGGUAAUAAGUCCAUCCUAUCUCACUAUACUGGGUGUGAACAAUAAAAAAGUGGCCAGCAAGACUUGUGCACCACUUCAAACACUUGACUCAGGCAAACCUGAACUUCCACCGAAGAAGCAUAGGAAAAGUUCUGGCGUAGAGAGAGAACAGUAUCCUAAGCAUCACAACAGGCAGGAUAAAAGUGCUCGUGGCAUCUUCCAAAAACACAGAGACAGCUCCAACCCGGACAAAUUAAUUUCAUAUGCGACAAGGAAGCACCAGGGUAGCCCCCCGCCUCAUCACUACACCUACUCCCCCAGACAUAAUGCUUACCAUGGAAGCGGCCGUAAAGAAAAGAGACUGCCAACCAUUGGUGGCUCUCUGUCAGAGGACAGGUAUGACAGAUGUGGUUCCCACCUAACAGACGGAACCAGCACUAGCCCUGAACUGAGCCAGCCCAAAAUGCGGCCCCACUGCAAUGAACAGACCCAUACCAUCUACAGUUCACAUACCCAGCACUUCCCUCAGCCUCAGCCUCAGCACAUGCACACCAGUGCAAGCCAACAAGGGACAAAGACUUCCCCACCAUCCUCAGUUCAAGGUGCAAGAGUAGGCUGCGGAUCAGAAUCUUUAUCCAGCAAGUCUGACUCAUCGAGGACCCGAGACACAGCCUCCACAACUACCAGUCACAGCUCAGAGCAGUAUGAGAGACACCAUUCAGAGCACGUGGGGAGCUCCAAACAAUGCAUAGACAGACUCUGUCAUGCUGAGCAGCUUCAGGUGCUCCAGGAGGAGAAUGCUGACCUUCACCAGAACUUGCUGCAGACAGUGGUGUGCAUUGAAAGCCUGGAGUCGGAGCUGCAGAGGACAAGGGAUGAGCUCACUCAUGUCAAAGACAAAUACAAAAGCCUCCUGGAGACACACACUGGGACCAGGCAGGCUAAGAACAUCCUGGGGGAGCACUUGCACAUUGCGUCGGAGAGUCCAAGCAAUGAAAGGAAGUAUCUUGUCAAUCGUGUGUCCCAGCUGAGCUCUGAGCUGGAGGGGGCUCACAGGACCAUUGCUGCGCUGGAGAACAUUAACCUGCCGUGCCUAAUAAAGGAUUUACUGGAGAAGCACUUUGAGUCACCUGAUGCUGUUCAUAAGUUUCUGACACCUUCUGCUGCCAGCAGUCCGUCAGCACUCAAGCCCCUUCACGCUUCAAACUCGGAGGAGGCGGUGCACAACUGGUUAACAGAAUCCAAGACUGCCACAGCUUUUGUCCCCUUUAAACAGGAAGUACCCAAAACAGGAGUUAAAAUCUCCGUCCAAGACCCGUUUGAGUCCAGCAACAGCCUGCCUUUCUCAGUGGAGGACAUCAGCACUGCCAUUUAUCAGAAAAUGGUUGCCAACGCACCAACCUAUCAACAGCAGGCUUCUCUGGGUAUAAAACAAACUGGCAGCCCACUCAAGCCUCAGCAGCUCCACAGAACUGACCGCUUGGGUGAAAAGGAAGAGGUACUUGUGACACUUUUGGAGCAGGAUGCUACAGGUGUGACCUCCACGUCUGCCCAGCAGAUCCUCGAUGAGUUCAUGCAACAACUGCACACCCGCGAACGGGUGGGUGAAGGGAAGGCGCAGGAGUAGUUGGUGGUGGGAGUGGAACAAAGUGGGUCCAGACGACAAUGACAAAGCAAUACCAAAACGGGAUGAAUGCAACAUUCAUUUCAUUGAAGGAAACAAUGCAUUCGAGGGUUUGUGGUCAUGCAUCAUCCGUCGUAAAAAAAUAGGGCUCAUCGGUAUUGUAUUACUUCGAUGGUGUAUAAUGUGUUAGUGGUUAUAACAGAACUGAAUCAGGCAAUUAUACUCAAUUACCACCCUACACAGUGCGAUUCAUUUGUACCUCAAGCAACUUUUUUGUCAGUCCAUGAUAUUACUUAAAAAAAGAUUAUCUGCAAAUGAUCCAUUUUGUAAUUAGUGUAAUAUAUUUUUAUCUUCCAGCCAUCCAUUUUCUUACCCGCUUAUCCUCACAAGGGUCCUGGGGAGUGCUGGACCCUAUCCUAGCUUUCAAUGGGCAGGAGGCGGGUACACUCUGAACUGGUUGCCAGCCAAUCACAGGGCACAUCGAGACAGAGCCACACUCACAAUCACACCUAGGGGCAAUUUAGAGUGUCCAAUUCAAUGUUGCAUGUUUUGGGGAUCUGAGAGGAAACCGGAGUGCCUGGAGAAAACCCACACAGGCACGGGGAGAACAUGUAAACACACAGGCAGGUCUGUGAUUGAACCCGGGACCUCAGAACUGUGACACCAACAUUUAACCACCUUUCUUUUUCAGAAAAAAAAAAUCUAUUAAAAUUAUAUAGUUACAACUUAAUGCAGUCAUUUGUUUAGCGUUGUGAAAUAACACUUGAAAGUUGGUUAUGGAAUUUGAAAUGUAAUACUGAAUGUAAUUCAUCAUUUACGUCAAUUAUGUUAGGAAUAGUGAAGAAAAUGUUUUAAUUAAAAGGGAUGUUUGAAAUACUGUUUUUUGGGGGGGACAUCCACUAGGUUCAACGGAUUGGUUGGGGGAUUAAACAGUUCCAAUUAUUCAAACACCCAUGAAAACAACAGUGUGGCCUUACACAUUUUGUGGAAGGGUGGGGGUUGCAGUCCCAUAUUCUGGCAAGCUGUAAGAUUUUUAGGGAGGCUUCCACCCACCCCCAAAUAGGCCUAGCAACGCCACUGAUACGAACGAGUUAAAUGAGCUCUUAAAGAUUAACCCACUCUAGCCCAAAUUUGUACUUCUCAUUUUUGUAUGGCUGACAGGUGUGACUGAUGGUGUCAAUCAUUUCUUCUCCACUUUCAAGAAACUAAUAAGCUUAGUCGUGUACUAUUGUUAGGUCAUACAAAGUGAUUUGUUUUGACUUGAAAACUUUAUGCAAGAAUGUGUACAUACUAUGUGAUUUUUUUGUGUGGAAAAGGAAAAUAUUGCUUAAAUGUUAUUUGAAUUUGCACCCCCAAUCCUGAUUGUCAACAAUACGUAGUUUGCAUGUCAGCUCAACAUGUGCUAUUUCUGUUUUAAUCGUGAAACUAGUUUCAAUUAUGUCAUUGCUUAUUACGUCUGCACAACAUCGCAGUUCAGGACUCACAAAGAAUAGUCAAUUAAAAGCAUAAGGGUGUUCUCCAGGAUUUAAGUUUCCCUGUUUCAG
Syngnathoides biaculeatus (alligator pipefish) is the source of this 4692-nucleotide messenger RNA. RefSeq lists its product as uncharacterized. The coding region runs from base 1046 to 3151 and encodes 701 amino acids. The record is from RefSeq and is a predicted model, not a curated record. Lineage: Eukaryota; Metazoa; Chordata; Actinopteri; Syngnathiformes; Syngnathidae. The transcript is spliced from 8 exons.